AUGGCAGAAACAACUACAUGGGAGCAGUCGAAACCCUUGUUUGAAAAGGGCAUUCAGAGCUCCUCGGUGACGACGCGACUCAGCACUCUUCGAACAGUUAAAGCAUUGCUUUCAGAGAUUGAAGAAUCAGACAGUAGAAUCAUUGUUGCUGCUUUAUUGUCGACGUACAACUACUACCAGGACUUGGACUCUAGAAAUGAGAUUAUCGAUACUUUAAAUUCGAUUGGGAGAAGAUGCAAUCUGCGAUACUUUCAGUGUUAUGUGGAAUUUAUCAACAAGGAAAGCUCGGGCCAUCGAUUGGCACAGCGGGACUAUUUAACAUUGCUAGACUGGAUCAAUGCGUUCAAUCUCGAACUUGCAGCGAGGUCUGAACUUUCCGCUUUAUGUGUCACAGUGCAGGCGAGACUAGUUGUCAAGUGUGUUGAACACGAGGGCAAGUGGAGCAAAGCUCAGCAGAGAAUAGCCCACUCCGUGGCUACUUCAACGAAAAGCUCUCUUGUCAAGACAUUGGCCACUCAGAAAAACCAGGAUUAUCUCGAGAUGAUUGUCAAGAACGAACAUUCUUUCCCCUUGUUGGGCUUGCUCAACUUGGCAGCCGAAGAGCUUAUACCUACCCAGCCCUCGGUUAUAGAGCAAUUUAAAGCUCAAGGAGAAGCCAUCUUAAACACUUACAUCAACCAGAUAUUGCUAGGUAAGAAGUUGCCCUUGGAAGUUGUGUUGAAGAGUUUCAACCCUUGCAUCAAGACUUUGGUCAACGAGGAGAACUACACCGCACUUUUGCAACCAGCAAUUGAAAAAGCAGUCCUCAGAUCAUCGGAAAACUCGUUUGGAUUAGUGCUCCCGCUAUUUUUUGAGAGCCUUGAUGGCGUGGCAAUCACCGUAUCGAGUAAAUUGUUGCUGUCGAUCAUUACUGGUAUCAAAUCCCAAAAGGAAACCGUGAGAAUUGGAGCUUACAGAACGUUAGAGUUGCUCUGCCAAAAGUCCAACGAGGAUCUCAGUGAUGAGAUAUUAAAGGCGCUCAAGUCGACUUCAAACGCGGAUCAGAAAUCCCUUCUCAUCAAAUCACUUUUGCAUUCAACAAAUUCCACCAAGAUUAUCGACGCAUUGCUCUCGCUAGCAAGCAAGGAGCAAAACGAACUAACAUUGAGCAGUUUGGUCAAUGUGCUCACCUAUCACGCAUUCCAGUCAACAUUUGCAAAUGAAGAACUCAUAAAAGUGUACAUUACGGGCUUUAAAUCAAAGUUUCGUCGUGUGUGGUUUGUCGAAUACGCCGGCCAUGCCUAUGAUAAGCCCUCCAUUCCUCAAUUUGAACCUGUUUUGCAAGAAACUUUGAAAUCCAUCGAAGAUGCUCCUGCAUCCAACAUAAAAUUCAUUGCAUGUGCUUUCAUAGCCUCUUUGCUUACUCACAAGAAAACCACUUUGCUCGGUGAUUCCAAGCUCUAUGAAAAAUUAGACACUAUAGAUUUGAUCUGGUUUACUAGAGCUUUAAUCGAUGAGCCAACCGGCUGGCUAUACGUCUUGGCCGGGUCUAAAGUUCCAUACUGUGUUCGAAAAUUGGCCCUAGAGAGAUUCAAAGAAGAAGCCGAGGUGAAUUUGGAGCUUGGCAAUGCAAUCGCCAGCCAAUUUGCCCAUCUUUCGGAGGAUUUGCACAACCUUCAAUUGUUGAGUCCCGUGUUUUCCGUUUUAACCCAGUUGAAAGAGAUUGACCAGGCUAAACAAAAUGCAGUGCUUUUGUUUGUUCCUGCUCAUGAUGCACGGGUCAAUGUCAAAGGAGGCUGGAUUGGGCUUGUUCAAAGAAGCGGGCACAAAAUCGAUAUUGCCAAGUUGGUGCACGAUAAUUUCGAUCAAAUGUUUAACUCCUGUGAUACCGCAUCUCCUUCUUGUUCAUCAUCAUCAAUAAAGGGUUUGGCGACAUUGGCAUUCGUUCAGCCUAAAAUGAUUGAACCAAUUGUUGCAUUGAUUGAAAAGGACUUGUCUGUAGACGGUCCAAUCGAUGACAACUCCAAAUUGAUCUAUCACGGAACAGAUGGUGAAAUGGUGAUUGAUGUGCUUGAGGAGAUCAAGAACAAGAAAAAUCACAAGGAGUUGGAUAAAAACUCCAAAGAUUACGAAAUCAAGGCUUGGGAAGCAAGUAUCGGGAAGGAAUUGAAACAGACAAAGAAGCUGUUAACACCCGAGGAAAAGAAACUUGUUGCGGAACAAGUCGCCCGGGAGUCCAAAAUACGGAACGAGAUCAAACUGAUUGUCCAAAAAGUCGACUUUGGCGUUGGGUUGACCCAGGAGCUUGUCAAGCAAGCCAGGUUUGUUGAAAAUGGUUCCGAAAUGUGGUUCCCUGCAUGUGUUAGAAAACUAUUGAAACUCGCAACGACCGAAAGCAGCCUCUUUAGCAACACAGUCGAUGCGUUUUUGGAUCUUUCCAAUUUGGCCAGCUCUCGGCUCGAGACGUUGAGGAAAUUUAUUGGAGUGGCCGUUUUGCGAUUGCACAAUGUCAACUUGGACAAGCAAUUGCAGCAGGAAAAUUUGGUGUCUUUGAUUGGCAGAAUCUUGUACCGUAUUAAGAUAUUGAGCGACCAAAACCCGUUGGACACUGCCACCUUGACCUACAUGCUCCCCUUGUUGACAAAGGUUCUCGAGCGUGGGAAAGUGGCUGCAUUUAAAAACUCCAAAAAGAUUGCAGUGACUUCAGAGUUUGCCGAGGAGGACCCCGAAGAAGAGCAAUUGUUGCUUUGCGUGGAAAUUAUAUCUGCACACGCCGAGUUGUUCUCGGACCCCGAGAUUCCUCGUGGUAGUAUUUUGGAGAUUUUGAUUUCCCUCAUGUCCAUCCCUUCAAAAGCGAAAAUCGUCAAGGAGUGUUUCUUGUCCUUGUGCCCCUACAUCGCAGUCGACAUUUCCGAGCAGGACUUGCAGUUGCUCUUGAAGAAUGUGGUGUCACCGCACGUGUUUGUUAGAUCAACAAUCUUGGAAGGAUUGGACUCGGAGUUUGAAUUGGAACAUUACUCGAGAGAAGUGUUUGUUGCUACAUUUGACACCGAUAAUAACUCGCGUGAGCUUGCUCAGACUAUAUGGGAAGACAAUUCCUUGUCAGUUGAUGGCACUGCAAGCUUGUUGGACUUGUUUGGACUACCCGAUGCUGGAUUGCGAUUAUCCGUUGCUCAUGCCUACACUGAAGCCACGAGAGUAACAGCAACGUUGAACAUUGAUGAGUUGUUCAACUUUUACCUUGAAAAGAAAAACCCGCCUGCUCCAAAGAAGGAUGAAUUCGGUCUCGUGAUCAAAUCCACCAUUGAUAACAGAGACCGCUGGGAGGAAAGAUCCACCGUUGCGUUAUCGUUGAAAUUCCUCGUUCCGCUCUUGACAAAAGCCGAUGUUCAAAAACUAAUUCAGUUUUUGGUUGAUGAAGCUUUGGGCGACAAGGAUGAAAAUGUGCGCCAACAAUACCAGGACGCAGGUAUCGAGGCCAUCAAGUCGCACGGUGCUGAAAACAUUGAGGUUUUGAUUGAAAUUUUUGAAAAGAAUUUGAGUUCCAAAAACAUCAAGGAACCAGUGGUUAUCUUGUACGGAGCCUUGGCAAGCCACUUGGAUGCAUCAGAUGCGCGUUUGAGAGUCAUUUUCGAAAGAUUGAUGAAGUCAUUGGACACUCCGGGAGUUCAGUUUGCUGUAUCUGAAUGUAUUGCGCCAUUGGUACCAGCAUUCCAAUCUGAGCUUAGCCAGUAUUUCGAUAAACUAUUUGAGCAAUUGUUCACGGCGAAAACGAAAGCGAAAAGAAGAGGCGCUGCUUAUGGUAUUGCUGGUUUAGUCAAGGGUUCCGGUAUCAAGGCUCUUUCAGAUUACGACGUCAUUCGGAACUUGACCGAUGCGUCUGAUGAUAAAAAGGAUGCAGUCAAAAGAGAGAGUGUUUCGUUGGUGUUUGAAAGUUUAUCAAAAAGUUUGGGAAAACUUUUCGAACCUUUUGUAUUUGAAAUAUUGCCAAUAAUCUUGAAGAAUCUUGGUGACGCUCAGGCAGAGGUCAGAACCGCUACCGAUGAUAGCGCCAAAGAAAUUAUGAAGAACACCUCGUCCUUUGGUGUCAAGAAGCUCAUCCCUUUGGCUAUUUCCAACCUAGAUGAAAUCGCUUGGAGAUCAAAGAAAGGGUCGGUUGAAUUGUUGGGUGCGAUGGCGUAUUUGGACCCGGAACAAUUGUCCGCGUCAUUGUCAAUCAUUAUUCCUGAAAUCGUUGGCGUGUUGAAUGAUACGCACAAGGAGGUUAGAAAAGCCGCUGAGCAGUCUCUUAAGCGUUUCGGUGAAGUUAUUAGAAACCCCGAGAUCCAACAAAUUGUUCCUUAUUUGAUCAACGCUAUUGGAGAUCCAACCAAGCAUUUGGACGAGGCGUUGGACAAGUUGACGAGAACACAGUUUGUGCACUACAUUGACAGCUCCUCGUUGGCGCUUAUAAUUCACGUCAUCCACAGAGCGAUGAAGGACAGAUCGGCAUCCACAAAGAAGAAAGCUUGUCAGAUUGUUGGCAAUAUGGCCAUCUUGGUUGACUCCAAGGACUUACAACCGUAUUUGAACGACUUGGUUGAAGAAUUGGAGACGGCAAUGGUUGACCCCGUGCCUCAAACCAGAUCUACUGCCGCUAGAGCAUUGGGGUCCUUGGUUGAGAAGCUUGGAGAAGACCAGUUCCCAGAUUUAAUUCCUAAGUUGAUUGCCACUUUGCAGGACGAAACAAAAGCUGGAGACCGACUCGGCUCAGCCCAGGCGCUUUCGGAGGUCAUCAGCGGCCUUGGUAUCAACAAGUUGGAAGAGCUUUUACCAUCGAUCAUUAGCUCCGCUUCUUCUCCACGUGCUGCUGUGCGCGCGGGUUUUAUGCCGUUGUUGUUGUUUUUGCCCGUUUGUUUUGGCUCCCAGUUUUCACCUUACUUGAGUAGAAUUAUUCCACCGAUUUUGAAUGGAUUGGCUGACCAGGACGAGGAUAUAAGACAAACUGCGUUGAAAUCAGGGCGGUUGAUUGUUAAAAACUAUGCCAAGAAAGCCGUCGAUUUGUUGUUACCGGAAUUGGAAGCAGGGUUGUCGCAUACUUCGUACCGUAUUCGUUUAUCAUCCUUGGAACUUACGGGAGACUUGUUGUUCCAGAUUACCGGCCUUUCUGGUAAGAAUGAGCUUGUUGAAGAUCAGCAGGUUAGUAAAACAUUGGCUGAAGUGUUGGGUCAAGAUCGCCGUGACCGUAUUUUGGCCGCCUUGUUUGUUUGCCGUUCAGAUGUUGCUGGUAUGGUAAGAAAUGCCAGUGCCGAUAUUUGGAAAGCGCUUGUUUCCAAUACUCCACGUACAGUCAAGGAAAUCUUGCCUUCGUUGACCACGCUCAUUGUGGGCAAAUUAGCUUCAGACGACGAGACACAAAGAGUCAUUGCUGCUCACACUUUGGGAGAUAUGGUUCGUCGUGUUGGAGCAAAUGCAUUGCCGCAGUUGUUGCCAACUUUGCAAAGCGCAAAGGACCAAGAAGGUGCAUGUAUAGCAUUGACAGAGUUGAUCAAGUCGACCUCGUUGGAGGGGCUCACCAUGUACCAAGAAACUUUCCUUUCCAUUAUUCACGAUGGUCUUGUCACUCACGACAAGCCUACCAGGAACGCAGCAGCUCAGGCAUUUGAAGAGUUGCACACGAAAAUGGGCAAUUUGGUCAUUCACGAGAUUAUACCACAAUUGUUGACUGACUUGAAUGCAACAACGGUGGUGGCGUUGGAAGAGUUGAUGGCCAACAAGUCGGACAUCAUAUUCCCAAUUACCUUGCCCGCGUUACUCAAGACACCAAUCAAUUACCAAGCUUUGUCUUCGUUAUCUUCAGUGGCUGGUACCGCUUUAUACAAGAAGUUAUCUGUUAUUAUAAACACAAUGGUGGAAGGCAUAAUGUCUGGCGAGGACAUUGUUGAGGAGUUCAACCAAGUGCUCUUGUCGGUGCAAGAUGAUGGUGCCCAUUUAUUGAUGCAGCAAUUGCUUGCGUUAAUGAAGAAUGAGGAUCCACGAAGAAGAGAAGUCAUUUUUGCUCAAUUGGACCUUUUCUUUAGCGAGGCUUCUUUGGAUUAUUCGAUGUAUCUUGAAGAUUUUGUUUUCCAAAUGCUUUUGUCACUAAGCGACCCAUCGCCAAAAGUGGUAAAGGGAAGCAUGGAGUCGUUGACUGCAUUGGUGAAGAAACAGCCAAAGGAAGUGUUGGAGAAAUUGGUCAAGCCUGCUAGUCAAGCUCUUCAUCUUACUGGUUAUGAAGUGCCGGCAUUUGCAUUACCCAAGGGACCAAAUAGUAUCUUGCCAAUAUUCUUGCACGGAUUGAUGUAUGGUACUUCGGACCAGAAGGAGAUGUCGGCUUUGGCAAUUGCAGAAAUCAUUGAAAAGACGCCAGCGGACAAUUUAAAGACGUUGGCAACUGUAAUCAGUGGUCCAAUGAUUAGGGUCAUUGGAGAAAAAGUUGCUUCGAGUAUCAAAUCGGCCAUCUUGGUGGCCUUGAAUAUUUUGCUCAUCAAGAUUCCCCAAUUUUUGCGAGCUUUUAUCCCACAAUUGCAAAGAACAUUUGUGCGUUGUUUGAGCGAUGCUUCCAAUGAGACGUUGAGAAGAAAAGCAGCUGUUGCCUUGGGCACCUUGAUUAAGCACCAACCGCGAGUUGACUCGUUGAUCACCGAAUUGGUGUCCAAUGCCAAGUCCACGGACGAUUCCGGUGUCAAGGCCUCGAUGUUGCAAGGUAUGCUUGCCGUUGUUGAAACGAAAGGAGAGCAAUUGAAUGAGGCUUCGAAAGCGAAUCUUUUGUCGAUUGUGGAAGAAGAGAGCAUCGAUUCUAUGUCAUCGGCGAAAUUGUUGGGUUCAUUGGCCAAUGUCUUGAAUAAAGACGAGACGCUGGAUUUGUUGCAAAAGAAAGUGUUGAAUACGCAAUCAAAGUUUUCGAUUUUGGCCAUCAAUUCGUUUUUGAAAUACGCGCCAGAGUUGAUUCAAGACAAUGCAAAUGUUGUUGAUUACGUGGUUAACUGUUCCAAUGCUAGCGAUCCAUACAUCAGUGAUAAUGCUACCAUUGCCAUUGGUAAAAUUUUGUUGUCGCAAAUCAAAGCAGAACGUGGUGGUGAUGCUGAAGAAGAUGAGGAGCAAUUACUCAGGCAAUUGGCGAAAUUAAUCAUCCAGCCAAAUUCAAACUCACCCGAUACAAAGAGAUUGGCAUUGAUUGUUGUUAGAAGCGUGGCGCACAAGAAACCGACGCGGGAUGAAUAUUUGGAUUUCCUUGUUCCUAGUGUAUUUGCCUCGGUCCGGGACCCCAUAAUCCCCAUUAAGCUCGCUGCCGAAAAGGCGUACCUAGAUCUUUUCAAUAUUGUUGAUAAAAAGUUGGACAUUUUCGACCGUUGGUUCCAAGGUAAAAGUGAAGUUGUUACUAUUGGUGGCACCACCAUCAAUGGUCGAUCAAUCGGCGAUUACACCAAGAGAGUUGCCCUAAGAUUAGCCAAUGUUGAAAGAGAACGAAUCGAACAAGGUGGAGAUGAAGAAACGUUGUUUAGUGAUAGAAUUGAAGAUGAAGAAGAGAUUUGGUCAGUUGGCAUUUGA
This is a messenger RNA of Lodderomyces beijingensis, 7548 nucleotides long. Lineage: Eukaryota; Fungi; Ascomycota; Pichiomycetes; Serinales; Debaryomycetaceae. The record is from the annotation of a GenBank genome assembly.